CAAGCAUACGAGACAGUGACUGAGAGGCAGAGAGGAGAAGAAGAUGAGUUUGAACCAGAAGAUGAUCGUGAAAGUGGCCGUGGUGCUGUUCCUGAUGGCUUUCACCGCCACGACGGAGGCUCGCCUCAAUCCGAGCACCUUGCUGGCCUCGGCGCUGAUGAACGGCGAGCAGAACUUCAUCACCAAGUCCACCACCACAGCAUGCUGCGACAACUGCGUCUGCACAAAGUCGGAGCCACCUCAGUGCCAAUGCAGAGACAUCGGAGAAACUUGCCACUCCGCCUGUAACUUCUGCCUCUGCGCUCUCAGUUAUCCUCCACAGUGCCGCUGCCUUGACACCACCAACUUCUGCUACCCUUCUUGCUCCUCCACCGCUAAAACGGCCAACUGAUCACCACGCGCCUCCGUCGUCGUCGUCGUCAAUAACGAUGUCAUCUUAUGCGAGCAAAGCCUGAAGCUACUUCAGGCUCUGUUUGAUCUGUGUGUCUGUGAAUCCUAUCUUGUUGUUUCAAUAAAAAUUCUUGUGCCUUGCAUGCUUGUGGAGUUUGCUAUUUUGCAAACUCGUAAUUGCUUGCAGGCUCUUGAUCCCUAUUUUAACUAA
Molecule: messenger RNA, 601 nt
Organism: Prosopis cineraria
Lineage: Eukaryota; Viridiplantae; Streptophyta; Magnoliopsida; Fabales; Fabaceae
Product: Bowman-Birk type proteinase inhibitor-like
Exons: 1
Coding region: 44-391 (115 amino acids)
Cellular component (GO): extracellular region
Molecular function (GO): serine-type endopeptidase inhibitor activity
Source: RefSeq, a predicted model, not a curated record